Messenger RNA from Dovyalis caffra, 166 nucleotides. The record is from the annotation of a GenBank genome assembly. NCBI's taxonomy places the organism in Eukaryota, Viridiplantae, Streptophyta, Magnoliopsida, Malpighiales, Salicaceae.
GUAUCUCCCUCACUAUGUCUUGAUCAAUUAACUGCGAGGGAGAGAGUCAUUUGGGCCAAUGGAUUAAUUGACAAGAGAAUUGAGCUAUUCCUCAUCUUUCCAAAGCCCGUUGAUGUCAUUCUUUUAGAGAUCGAGAGAGGGAAGCCAAGUGAGGAAGGGAGAGAUG